This is a messenger RNA of Aspergillus steynii IBT 23096, 1212 nucleotides long. RefSeq names its product methionine aminopeptidase MAP1. Gene Ontology annotation, biological process: proteolysis. Bases 1 to 1212 code for a protein of 403 amino acids. The transcript is spliced from 3 exons. Gene Ontology annotation, molecular function: metalloaminopeptidase activity. The record is from RefSeq and is a predicted model, not a curated record. NCBI's taxonomy places the organism in Eukaryota, Fungi, Ascomycota, Eurotiomycetes, Eurotiales, Aspergillaceae.
AUGGUUACCGAGGCUGCGCCACGGAAAUGUAUGGGGGUGAAUUGCGAGAAAGCUGCCGGGACCCUACAGUGUCCGACAUGUCUCAAGAUGGGCAAUGAUAGCUUCUUUUGCUCGCAAGACUGUUUCAAGCGGAGCUGGGGCGAGCACAAGACCCUCCAUAACUCGAAGAGUAAUUUCCUCACCAACCUAUUCCCUCCGAAGGUAGUUUCUGAACCAGAUCCAGCAACGGGACAAUUUAAUCCUUUCCCCUCUUAUCCUUUCGCCGGAUCAUUGAGACCUGUGUACCCCUUGUCUGCCACGAGAACGAUCCCCAAAACCAUUCCCCAUCCCGACUAUGCCAAGGACGGCAUCCCUCGCUCGGAGCAGAAGUUCCUUGGCCAGCGGAAUAUCACCAUCUUGAACAAGGAGCAGCAGGAGGGCAUGCGGAAGGUUUGCCGCCUGGCUCGUGAGGUCUUGGAUAUCGCCGCGGCGGAAUUGAAGCCCGGAAUUACCACCGACCACAUCGACGAGGUGGUGCACAAUGCUUGCAUAGAACGCGAGUCCUAUCCUUCGCCCUUGAACUACGUGCAUUUCCCCAAGUCCGUCUGCACUUCGAUCAACGAGACCAUCUGCCACGGUAUUCCCGACCAAAGACCUCUCGAGGACGGCGACAUCAUCAACAUCGACGUGACCCUGUAUCACAACGGCUACCACGGUGAUCUCAACGAAACCUACUAUGUCGGAGACAAGGCCCUUGCGAACCCAGACGCCGUUCGUGUUGUCGAGACUUCCCGAGAAUGCUUGGAUAAAUCCAUCGAGCUGGUGAAGCCCGGCAUGCUUUUCCGGGACCCCGGAAAUGUGAUCGAGAAACACGCGAAGAGCCGCAACUGCAGUGUCGUGAAGAGCUACUGCGGUCACGGUAUCAACCAGCUGUUCCACUGCGCUCCCAACGUUCCCCACUAUGGUAAGAACAAGGCCGUGGGUACCGCCAAACCCGGCAUGUGCUUCACGAUUGAGCCUAUGAUCAACAUCGGAACCCACCGUGAUCGCACGUGGCCCGAUGACUGGACCAGCACCACGGCCGACGGGUCUCUAUCCGCGCAAUUUGAGCACACUCUUCUGGUGACAGAAGACGGCGUUGAGGUCUUAACUGCUCGUCUUCCCACCUCACCCGGUGGCCCUGUCCCCAUGCCUGUUGUUGAGGAGUCCAAGGAUGCGAAGACCGAGGCGUGA